Molecule: messenger RNA, 738 nt
Organism: Mauremys reevesii (Reeves's turtle)
Lineage: Eukaryota; Metazoa; Chordata; Testudines; Geoemydidae
Product: C-type lectin domain family 12 member B-like
Exons: 6
Coding region: 1-738 (245 amino acids)
Biological process (GO): cellular response to molecule of fungal origin
Molecular function (GO): (1->3)-beta-D-glucan binding
Source: RefSeq, a predicted model, not a curated record
AUGAGUGAACAGGAGGACCCGAAAUUUCAAUCCUCUUCUGAACAUCAGAGACAAAAGCCUGAGAACGCUGGAAGCGAAGUGACACUGUUGUGUUGUUCUGAUGUCACUCAGUGUAACAGCCAGCAGAAAAAUCUCACCCAGCAGCCAAAGGUUUACCAGAGCCAACCCACAAACCACCAAGGGACUCCGCAGGAGCUGCCAAGCAACAGAGACACUCAGUGGCGUGGCCAGCAGGAAAUCCUCACCCAGCAGGUGGAAAAUCUCACCCAACAGCUGAAGUUGUGCCAAAGUCGAAGCACAAUCCAUCAAGGGGACAAAUGUCCAGUACGGUGGAUACAGUCCAGUGACAGCUCGUACCUUUUUGCUGCUGCGGACAGAACAUGGGACCAGUGUCAGUCCUACUGCUCAUCUCAAUCUGCCCGGCUGCUUAAAACUGAGAGCAAGGAAGAGAAGAAUUUCAUACAACAAGAAUCAUUUCUUUAUUUUGAUCUGCGUCAAGCCUUUAAAUAUUAUUUCUCUUUCUGGAUUGGAUUAUCGUAUGAUUCCAGCUCCAGGAAGUGGGUCUGGGUGGACAGCACAGCUCUCUCCUCUGGCCUGCUUGAAAUCCCAGAAGCCGAUUACCAGCAGUAUCGGCACGGCGCUUGUGCCUAUAUCCAAGGUGGGAAUUUCAAACCUGGAGACUGCAGAGAAACUCGAUCGUGCCUGUGUGAGAAGAUGAAGGAUUUGACAAGAACCUGA